Molecule: messenger RNA, 2099 nt
Organism: Trichoderma citrinoviride
Lineage: Eukaryota; Fungi; Ascomycota; Sordariomycetes; Hypocreales; Hypocreaceae
Exons: 1
Coding region: 21-2096 (691 amino acids)
Source: RefSeq, a predicted model, not a curated record
GCCGCUGCAGAUGCGUCACCAUGCCUGCUGACCAGCUCCUCAACACCGUCCUGCAGCUCUUCCAGGAGCUCCACGAUGCCACCAAGACGGAGCAAAUCAUCGGCACGACCGCGCAUCUCCUCUCGCAGCUCUCCAACCCGCUCAACCUCGGCGUCCUCACGUCGCAGCUGCUGACGGCGCCCGCCAUCUGGGAGAGGCACGACGGGCUGCGCACGGCCGUCCGCAUCAUCAGCAUCUACAACACCGCCGCGAUCCGCGUGCGCGACUACGAGAUCCUCAACGACAAGAACAAGCUCGAGGGAAAGCCGUUUGAGGGAGGCGGCCUGAGGAGCGAUGCCUGGACACGGGCGGUAGUCAAGGGCGCGGAUGAAUACUCGAAGCGGUGGCAGCACCUGCUCGUCCUGACGGGCGUCCUGAUGGGCAUGGAGGGCAACGAUAGACGGGCCCUGUCGAGCGGCCUCCGAGGGACGCUUGAGCAGGCCAUUGUGCUGGCCGCGAAUAUGGCGCUGCGGACGCACCGACAGGAUGGACCGCUCGCCGGCGGAUCCAUUGCGCUGGCCCUUAACUUUUCGUUUCCCCUGCUCUCCGAUUUCCACAAGGCUCAGAUCGACUGCAAUGAGUUGCUGCCGGUUACCCUCUGGGCGAUGACUGGCCCGGAGGGCUUCUGCGAAGGCCAGUUCCUGCAGGUCAUUGGGGAGAACAUCACCGAGGCUCCCGGCCAUGUUCUCUCCUGGACAUCACAGACGCCAUCCUUCCAGUUACUGCAGGCCAUGGACCAGCGGCCUCUGAUGGGGAACAUUGGGCCGCUAUCGAAGCUUGCAGCCUACGCGGCACUGCACGCCACUGAUACGAACGUUGUGUUGGCAGCACAGGAUGCACUGCUGGCCUUCUCCCGCCAGAUAUUGGAUGCUUGGCGGUCGAACCGGUUCAACGAUGUCGAUCCAGCCUUUGAAGCCAAUAAGCUGAGCCUCGAGACGCUUCAGAAGACGUGGCCGGCGUUGUGGCUAGUCUUGCGCAAGCUACUCUUUGGUGUCGUGGCCCUUCUCCAGGCCAUCGUUUCGCGCAGCCUGCUGGAUCACCGCAUGCUGAAUCCCAUAGCAGCCUCGGGAAUUGCUGCCAAGUCACUACACAUUCUGCGAAAUCUGUACUUUAUCUCCAACCGCAACAACAACAGUGCUUUUCAGGUGUACACCUUCACCUACUUGACCUCCAUCGAUAGCAUCUCCCGACAUCCGGCCGCAUGUGAGACAUUUCUCAACGAGAUCCGGCCUCUCGACGCUUCAGCUACGCCAGUCACACAUCUCUCAAGGACGUUGGACCUGUUCUACUUGAACGUCGCCGAGCACCUACCCCUGGUGCUGCCCACAGCAGCAUGCGAAGCUCUCAUUGUCAAGCCUGCAACUGCCUACCUCUCCCAAGAGGGGCCCAUGACCCCCUCUGUAGUUGAACUCUUCGAAGCCUCGCACAGCGCCAUCCUCUCCGUCCUCUCCUGUCCACAGCACAGCUCGCUCAACAUCGACAUCACCCCCUUUUACAUUGUGAAGCUCUUUGAGUCUUUCCCUCAGCAAAUCUCUCCGCGCCAAUUCCGGGUCGCCUACAAGACCGUCAUGCAAAUCGUCUCUCCGCCGUUCCCCAUCGCCGCAAUGGAGCCUCAUCUCUCAGAAACCCUCCUCGAGAUGCUUCGGGCGUCCAUCCCUACCGCUGACACCACGCCUCUGCCUCAAUCGCCAGAUGCUCCGCCUCCGUCUGAGGACUCUAAGCAAGAACCGCCAGAGCCUUGCUCGGAGCAGAGCACACUCACCAUGGCCCUGGUCGAUACGCUGCCAUUCUUGCCCCUGCCUUUGGUAGAAGAAUGGCUUACUAUCACGGCACAAACACUGAAUACCAUUGCGGAUCCCAAGCUCAGAGCGCCAGUCAAGAAGCGAUUCUGGGACAUUCUGGUCAAUGGAGAAAUGGACGUCGAAAGAGCAGCCAUUGGAGUCGCCUGGUGGGGGAACCUGGGCGGAAGAGACAUCUUCUUUUCGAAGCCUGCGCCCGAGACGGCCAUGAUGAGCGGCGCGAUUGUGUCCAAUGACCAGAUGAUGAGCAAGCUGUAAGGG